AUGUCUAAAGGUUUUAGAAGCACAACAGGAAAUGCAAUUGGCAACUAUGUAGGCGAGACAAGCAAACAAAUAAGAAAUGGUUUUGGUGUGUACAAUUAUUCUAACAAAUUUUCCGUUAUGGAGGAGAAUGGAGGAAAGGAAAGAAACAUGGAGAAGGUGAGCUUGUUGAAGCAAAAUGGAGAUAUUUACAAAGGAUCAUUUUAUCAACAUAAGAAACAUGGUAAAGGCCAUCAAAUUUACAGCAAUGGUGAUGAGUAUGAAGGGGACUGGGUGCAAGGAUUGAAACAAGGUCUUGGAAGAAUCAAAUAUAGUGAUGGUACCAUAUACAAAGGUCAAUGGCGAAAUAACAUGUUUAAUGGUGAAGGCUCCAUCUUCCAUGUGCCUGGAGUAGAUUAUUUUGAAGCAGAGUCUUAUCCACUGACAGAAAUGUUGCCAGAUAAUGAACCUUUUGUUAAUGGCAAGAUAGAAGAAGUAGCCCUCACCAUUGAAACCGAAGACAAGAAUGUAGAAAUUGUACAAAGAUUUUGCUAUUACAGUUGA
This is a messenger RNA of Xenia sp. Carnegie-2017, 540 nucleotides long. RefSeq names its product MORN repeat-containing protein 1-like. NCBI's taxonomy places the organism in Eukaryota, Metazoa, Cnidaria, Anthozoa, Malacalcyonacea, Xeniidae. The record is from RefSeq and is a predicted model, not a curated record. Bases 1 to 540 code for a protein of 179 amino acids. The transcript has 6 exons.